Messenger RNA from Drosophila serrata, 270 nucleotides. RefSeq lists its product as uncharacterized. The record is from RefSeq and is a predicted model, not a curated record. Lineage: Eukaryota; Metazoa; Arthropoda; Insecta; Diptera; Drosophilidae.
AUGUUCCGCUUCAUCGCCGUGUUCCUCGCCCUGGUGGCCAUGACUUUCGCUGCUCCCAGCUACAUUGAGCCCCACUACAGCGUGGUGUCAGUGGCUUCGGCGGUUCCUGUGGUGAAGCAUGUUCCGGUGGUGCACCAGGUCCCAGUGGUUAAGCACGUCCCAGUGGUCAGCCAAGUUUCGGUUGUGAAGCAUGUGCCCGUGGUCCACAAUGUCCCCGUGCUGAAGUCCUACGCUGUGCCCACCUACGGACACCACGUCUACCAUGGUUAA